GGUGCCGCCGCCCCCCGCGCAGCCCCUAGAGUCGGUCCCCUUCUGGGGCAGCUCCUGGAGAAAGUUGGGAGGAGAAGAAGCCACGGGGCGCUGGAUCUGACCCUGCUCCCUGAUCUCGCCGCCGACCGCCUGGCCAGGUCUUGCCCUGGGUUUCCAAAGGAUCCGGAGCCCUAUAGCGUGGUGGCUUUGGCCUCCCAAGGGUGCGACCCAACAUGGGUGCUGCUCCGAGGAACGCCGGCCCGGUGGCGGGGAUCCUGCUGCAGCUGGUCUGCUCCUGCUUGGGGAUCAGCUCCAUCGACAUUGACCGGCCGGGGGACGGGAGGUGCCAGCCCAUCGAGAUCCCCAUGUGCAAGGACAUCGGCUACAACAUGACCCGGAUGCCCAACCUCAUGGGCCACGAGGACCAGCGCGAGGCGGCCAUCCAGCUCCACGAGUUCGCCCCCUUGGUGGAGUACGGCUGCCACGGCCACCUCAAGUUCUUCCUCUGCUCCUUGUACGCCCCCAUGUGCACCGAGCAGGUCUCGACCCCCAUCCCGGCCUGCCGGGUCAUGUGCGAGCAAGCCCGGCUCAAGUGCUCGCCCAUCAUGGAGCAGUUCACCUUCCGCUGGCCGGACUCCCUGGACUGCCGGAAGCUGCCCAACAAAAACGACCCCAACUACCUCUGCAUGGAGGCCCCCAACAACGGGUCCGAGGAGCCCCCCCGGGGGUCCAGCAUGCUGCCCCCCAUGUUCCGGCCCCAGAGGCCUCCCAGCGCCGGCCACGACCUCCCACCCCACCCCUGGGACGGACCGGGACGGGCCGCCUGCGAGAACCCGGGCAAGUUCCACCACGUAGAGAAGAGCGCUUCUUGCGCGCCGCUCUGCACCCCCGGGGUGGACGUCUACUGGAGCCGAGAGGACAAGAAGUUCGCCUUCGCCGUGGUCUGGAUCGCCGUCUGGUCCGUCCUCUGCUUCUUCUCCAGCGCCUUCACCGUCCUCACCUUCCUGAUCCACCCCCAGCGCUUCAAGUACCCUGAGAGGCCCAUCAUCUUCUUGUCCAUGUGCUACUGCGUCUACUCGGUGGGCUACAUCAUCCGCCUCUUCUCCGGGGCCGAGAGCAUCGCCUGCGACCGAGACAGCGGCCAACUCUACGUCAUCCAGGAAGGUCUGGAGAGCACCGGUUGCACCUUGGUCUUCCUCGUCCUCUAUUACUUCGGCAUGGCCAGCUCCUUGUGGUGGGUCAUCUUGACGUUGACGUGGUUCCUUGCCGCCGGGAAGAAGUGGGGCCACGAGGCCAUCGAAGCCAACAGCAGCUACUUCCACCUGGCGGCGUGGGCCAUCCCGGCGGUGAAGACCAUCAUGAUCCUGGUGAUGCGGAGGGUGGCCGGGGACGAGCUGACGGGCUUGUGCUACGUGGGGAGCAUGGACGUGAACGCUCUGACCGGGUUCGUCCUGGUCCCCUUGGCUUGCUAUCUCAUCAUCGGCACAUCCUUCAUCCUCUCCGGCUUCGUGGCCCUCUUCCACAUCCGUCGGGUGAUGAAGACGGGCGGGGAGAACACCGACAAGCUGGAGAAGCUCAUGGUGAGGAUCGGGGUCUUCUCGGUGCUGUACACGGUGCCCGCCACUUGCGUGAUCGCCUGCUACUUCUACGAGCGCCUGAACAUGGAGUACUGGAAGCUGUUGGCCAUGCAGCGGAAGUGCAAGGCAGACGGCCACCAGGGCAAACACGUGGACUGCACCAUGAGCGACUCCAUCCCGGCCGUGGAGAUCUUCAUGGUCAAAGUCUUCAUGCUGCUGGUGGUUGGGAUCACCAGUGGGAUGUGGAUCUGGACGUCGAAAACCCUCCAGUCCUGGCAGAGCGUCUGCAGCCGGAGACUUAAGAAGAGGACUAGGAGGAAGCCGGCCAGUGUGAUAGCCGGUGGCGGGUUGUACAAAAAAGCACAACAUCUGCCUAAGGGUCACCCGGCCAAGUACGAGCCUACUGCGCAACCUCCUACUUGUGUGUGACUGAUAUGUAUGGAUCAUUAGGUGAUUUUUUUAAAAAAAGGAAAUACACACACACACACACAAUGGUGUAACCCACCUAAGGAGGCUCACGGGGUUCCGGAGUUGUGCUUGGGACUAAUGGUGGUAGCUAAUAAAAUUGUGGGUUUUCUUUAACAACGUUGUUGUGUCAGAGAAGGGGGGAAAAAACUGAAAGUGAAAAUUCAAACGCUGGAUUCAGGAUCUGGAGGAAAUAAACAGAAAGGUUGGGCGUACCUAGAGGGGGGGAAAAGUUUUUCGAGCACAGAAAUGCCGGUCCUAACUACUUCCGCCGUCAACUUUAUUUCGACUAAUUUGUUUUAAAAGAACGGAGGGUUUCUGCCCCCCCUCCGGUCCUCACUAGGCUUAAAAACCGGGUGUAAUUAUUUGUGUACAUACUAAAAAUUUGGUCUGCCUUUAGAUUCCUUAACGAGGUAGAGGUAGGAUUUAUAGAGUGAUGAUUUAAAAAAAAAACAAGGAAGGGAGACUUGAAAGAGGUUGGUGUCCUUUUCGUUUAUUUGAAGACAAGAAAGCCUUAAGUUCAAACGACACCCCGGCUUUGAAAACAACUUCUGUUCUAACUUAAAGAGAUCCUUUCACCAAACGGCGCAGGAUCCCUGAGAAAAAAAAACAGGUUCAAUCCGAAAGGCUCGCCCCUUGCUUAAAAAAAAUAAUCGUAAGAGGAGAAUGUAGCCUUCUGCCUUCCCAGUGGGUGCAAAAAAAAUAUAAAAUAACGUGCAAUACAAUUUCUCUCCCCCCUCUCUCGUCAGCAGCCGCAUCCUUACAAGGACAUAAAAUGAGAAACAAGUAUAUAUAUAUAUAUUUGUGAUACAUAAAAGACACAAAAAGGAUUGUGCCACAAAAGAACCGAGAGAGGUCUUUCUCGCGUUUAUGUUUUGCGGCUUUUUAAUGGAAAUCAGACAAGUUUUGGGCUGAUUUGUAGAAAGGGGGAGAGGGACCCAUUGAAGAAAAGAGUGAAAGCAGCUUAUUGACUCUUUCCAUUGUUAAACAAAUGCUGAGGCUGAAUAGAUCAAGAAGCGCUCAGUUUUAUUUUUAUUCCGGACCCCCCUUUUUUUUUACUCCUUCCUCGGAAAGGAAAAGGGGGUUCACGACUACGAAGGGAAGGCACAAAUGUACACGUGUGGGUGUGGGCGCGAGAGA
Pogona vitticeps (central bearded dragon) is the source of this 3161-nucleotide messenger RNA. The record is from RefSeq and is a predicted model, not a curated record. NCBI's taxonomy places the organism in Eukaryota, Metazoa, Chordata, Lepidosauria, Squamata, Agamidae.